Vanrija pseudolonga is the source of this 495-nucleotide messenger RNA. RefSeq lists its product as uncharacterized. The transcript has 3 exons. The coding region runs from base 1 to 495 and encodes 164 amino acids. Lineage: Eukaryota; Fungi; Basidiomycota; Tremellomycetes; Trichosporonales; Trichosporonaceae. The record is from RefSeq and is a predicted model, not a curated record.
AUGCCCCACUUCCCAAACACCUUCAAUGCCAUGGACCCGUACAGCACGUACGGGUCCGGCACGGCGCGCCGCGCCGCGCGCGAGACGGUCGCGCGGUUCCAGUCGCCGGCGGUCACGCUUCGCACUGCUGCGGAGCGUGGUGCCGCGCGUGUCAACAAUGCCCUCUGCUCGAGCGACUGGAGCGGCGUCACGCCGCUCGAGGUGAACCUCUACAUCACGCACCAGGUGCUCCUUGAGCGCGACGAGGAGCGUGACGCUGGUGUCAGGCAUUACGACUUUGACACCUUCGAGGCAGCGCGCAUGGAGCGCUUUGGUGCGGCCUUGAUCUGGGCCCAGAAUGCUCCAGUUGACAUCGACAUGACGGCCGCUCUCGGUCUCUGCCUCAUGGCGCUGCAGCACACGCACACCGAGGUGUUCGAUUGGCCCCAGGAGAAGUCGGUGCCCUACAAUGCUUCUGUGCUCGGCCCCUACAUGUUCGUCGAGUGGUGGAACUAG